CAGCCAGGCACCUACCGAUAAGACAGACCGUCCUCCGUAUGCGGGCAAAGUGUGGAAUUACAUGUAGCAUGGUAUGACAAUCUACAGAGAUUCUGACCGAAAGCGCUUUUCUCGACAAUGCAAGUCCUUCCUCCCGGAUCAUUCUGAGCUCGACAAACAACCAUGUCUGUCACCGAUGUAACGCUCAAGGCCAAAUAUCCGGCCAAAGCUCACUGUCGCCGGGUCGCCAAAUAUCUCACCGACGCAGGCUUCCCACACGAUGGAGUCAUCUACCUGGAAGCCCAGAAGACCCGAAUGGUUGAGGACGACGACCAGGCCAUGCACUUCCGGCAACGAAGAUACUUCUUUUACCUCUCCGGCUGCAAAUUACCAGAUGCCUAUCUCACAUACAACAUUCCGCAAGACCAGUUAACCCUAUUCAUCCCUCCAAUCGACCCGGACAGUGUCAUAUGGGCAGGACUGCCAGAGUCUAAAGAGGAGGCAUACAGGAAAUACGACGUUGACCAUGUCCUAUACUCGGACGAAGUCAAUGCCGCGUCGGCAGCAUAUGGUCCUUCAGGCUCGACGACGGUCUACGCAAUCCCCGAACAAGUCUCCGAGCACAUCACAUUCCUUCCAUUCGCGGCGACUCAAUUCUCAUGUCUAAGGGAUGCAAUCGACGAAUGUCGCGUCGUCAAGGACAGUUAUGAAGUUGCCCUGAUCAGAAAAGCCAACGAAAUCUCCACCCUAGCACACAUCGAGGCUGCCAAAGUGGUACAAAAGGCCACAAACGAGCAAGAACUCUACGGUGCUUUCGUCGGAACCUGCAUCUCGCAUGGGGCGCACGAGCAAGCCUAUCAUUCUAUCUGCGCCUCCGGCACCAGCUGUUCCACAUUACACUACGUGCGCAACGAUCAGCCCCUCCGAGAGCGCCUGAACAUCUUACUUGACGCUGGCGCAGAAUACGAAUGUUAUUGCGCCGAUAUUACCCGAACAUUCCCCAUCACGGGCACCUUCACCCACGAGUCAAAGACCAUCUAUGACAUUGUCGACGAGAUGCAGCAAUCAUGCUUCAAGAUGCUGCGUGCGAACAUAAGGUGGGAAGAUGUCCACGAGAACGCCCACUGGGUAGCGAUCCGAGGCUUGAAGAAAGCUGGGAUUCUGGUCGGCGAUGAGCAGGAAAUCUUUGAGAAACGCGUCAGCGUGGCCUUCUUCCCACAUGGUCUGGGCCACUACCUAGGCAUGGACACACAUGAUACAGGCGGCCAUGCGGAUUACGAUGAUCCGGACACCAUGUUCAAAUAUCUACGUGUGCGGGGCGAGGUUCCUGCCGGUGCUGUCAUUACUGUUGAGCCAGGCAUAUAUUUCUGCAAGUUCAUCCUGGAUCCUGUUCUGGAAGAUCCCCAAUUGAGCAAGUAUAUCGACAGGGAAGUGCUCGACAGGUAUUGGACGGUGGGAGGUGUCAGAAUUGAGGACGACGUGCAUAUCACGCAGGACGGAUAUGAGAAUUUGACGGAUACGCCGAAGUUAUGAUGAGGUGAAAGGAAGGCAUGAAUCCUGCAUCUCGAGCGUCAAGCAUCCCCAUUGGCAUCGAGUGCGACUGGAUACCAACACACAUGGCGCUCAACAGUGUGUGGUCACCGACGUCCCUCACAGACUUUGUUUCCGCAGGAAUCACUCUCUGUAUGCUCUACCAUCAUGUGCUCGUUUACCUCUUUUGCAUUGUUGGCAUAUGUUGAUAUUGCAUCCAGACGCGCCGAUUCAAUAGUGUGUAUAUCUACUGCAGUGUCUGCGUUGUCCAUCACUCUGGCCAAAAGCGCUUGAUAACACGGUUUGAGAGUGGGUUGGUCAACAACCUGGCGACGGAGACACGAUGUGUUGCUCUAUUCAUAGGUUUGACAAUGAUUGGGCAUCAUGCAAGUCAUUGACGACCAGGGUGCUUCUUCAUCACACCAAUCAUUGUCUGCUUAAGCGCCCA
Molecule: messenger RNA, 1957 nt
Organism: Exophiala xenobiotica
Lineage: Eukaryota; Fungi; Ascomycota; Eurotiomycetes; Chaetothyriales; Herpotrichiellaceae
Exons: 1
Coding region: 163-1512 (449 amino acids)
Molecular function (GO): manganese ion binding; metalloaminopeptidase activity
Source: RefSeq, a predicted model, not a curated record